UGUUUUUACUACUUUUCUUUUCUUUCUCUUGGCGGCAGCGUUGCACGCGGUUUGUCUGCAGACGACGUAACUUACCGGCAUAAGGAAUUAUAUAAUUUUUUAGAAAACAUGAAUUCAAAGCCGAAAUAUAAAGUUGCCGACAUAUCUCUGGCCGACUUUGGUCGCAAAGAGAUUGUGAUGGCAGAGAACGAGAUGCCUGGCCUGAUGACCCUGCGGAAGAAAUAUGGGCCCUCGCAACCCCUGAAGGGGGCACGGAUAGCCGGUUGUCUGCACAUGACCAUCCAGACCGCUGUUCUUAUUGAGACCUUGCUGGAUCUUGGAGCCGAGGUCCAGUGGUCCAGUUGCAAUAUCUUCUCAACCCAAGAUCAUGCUGCUGCAGCCAUCGCUCUGAGAGGAGUCCCUGUAUAUGCAUGGAAAGGUGAAACCGAUGAGGAGUACAUUUGGUGCAUUGAACAGACAAUAGUAUUUCCCGAUGGACAACCCCUGAAUAUGAUUCUGGAUGAUGGUGGUGAUUUAACUGCUUUAGUGCAUGAAAAAUAUCCCCAAUUUCUCUCUGGCAUUCGUGGUGUAUCUGAGGAAACCACCACUGGAGUACACGCCCUGUACAAAAUGCUGAAUAGUGGCAAGCUGAAAGUGCCUGCCAUCAAUGUGAAUGACUCUGUUACCAAGAGUAAGUUUGACAAUCUGUAUGGCUGCCGUGAAUCGUUGACGGAUGGCAUCAAGCGUGCUACUGACAUCAUGUUGGCGGGCAAGGUGUGUGUCGUUGCUGGCUUUGGGGAUGUCGGCAAAGGCAGUGCCGCCUCCCUCCGUGCCUUUGGAGCCAGAGUCAUCAUCACCGAGAUUGAUCCCAUCAAUGCUUUACAAGCUGCUAUGGAAGGUUAUGAAGUAACAACCAUGGAAGAAGCAUGUAAAAGUGCCCAAGUGUAUGUGACGACGACUGGUUGUCGUGACAUCAUCCGUGGUGAACACUUCAUGGCAAUGAGAGAUGAUUCCAUCGUCUGCAACAUUGGCCAUUUUGAUAUUGAAAUUGAUGUCAAGUGGCUGGAUACCAAUGCUGUAGAAAAAAUAAACAUCAAACCUCAGGUCGACAGAUACAAGCUCCCAAAUGGUAACCACAUUAUUCUGCUGGCAGAGGGCCGCCUGGUGAACUUAGGUUGUGCCACCGGACAUCCCAGUUUUGUCAUGAGCAACUCAUUCACAAACCAAGUCAUGGCACAGAUUGAGCUGUGGACCAAACCUGAGAACUAUCCAGUUGGGGUCUACUUCCUACCGAAAAAGCUAGAUGAAGAAGUGGCUGCCUUACAUCUUGAUCAUCUGGGAGUGAAAUUGACAAAACUCACUGACAGUCAAGCCUCCUAUCUAUCACUCAACAAGGAAGGUCCCUUCAAGCCUGGGCAUUACCGAUAUUAGCAACAGAAUUGCUGUGUAUAAUCAUUGACUGGAGAUUAGUUUAUAAAUAAAAAUUCAAUUUUGUUUUUUAA
This is a messenger RNA of Uloborus diversus, 1481 nucleotides long. It is a transcript of the gene Ahcy, whose product is annotated as adenosylhomocysteinase A-like. Gene Ontology annotation, molecular function: adenosylhomocysteinase activity. The transcript has 9 exons. Gene Ontology annotation, cellular component: cytosol. The record is from RefSeq and is a predicted model, not a curated record. The coding region runs from base 109 to 1410 and encodes 433 amino acids. Lineage: Eukaryota; Metazoa; Arthropoda; Arachnida; Araneae; Uloboridae. Gene Ontology annotation, biological process: L-methionine cycle.